Molecule: messenger RNA, 1382 nt
Organism: Salvia miltiorrhiza (redroot sage)
Lineage: Eukaryota; Viridiplantae; Streptophyta; Magnoliopsida; Lamiales; Lamiaceae
Product: transcription initiation factor IIB-2-like
Exons: 7
Coding region: 227-1168 (313 amino acids)
Biological process (GO): transcription preinitiation complex assembly; DNA-templated transcription initiation
Cellular component (GO): nucleus; transcription preinitiation complex
Molecular function (GO): TBP-class protein binding
Source: RefSeq, a predicted model, not a curated record
CUCCAUCACCGACCUCCGAAAUCCCAUGAAUUGCCCCUUUCUCUGUCUAUAUAUACCGCCUCUCCGAUCCCCAUCUCUCUCUAUCUCAUAUUGUCUCCGAGCGCUUUAGAGAGAGAGAUCGGGACCUUCGUAUAUCCACUCAGCCACACCAGUUCCGGCGAGAUUUCCUAUUGUUGACCUAAUCGGAAGUUGGGAAAAUUCAAUUAUUUGUAUAUAUACAUACACAAUGAUGUCCGACACAUAUUGUCCGGACUGCAAGAGGAACACGGAGGUGGUGUGCGAUCACGCGGCGGGCGACACCGUCUGCUCGGAGUGCGGCCUCGUGCUGGAAGCCCGCUCCAUCGACGAGACGUCGGAGUGGCGGACGUUCGCCGAUGAUUCCGGCGACCACGACCCCAAUCGUGUCGGAGGGCCCGUUAACCCGCUUCUGGGGGACGCGGCUCUGUCCACGGUCAUCUCGCGGGCCGCCAAUGGGUCGAAUGUGGAUACCUCCUUGACCCGGCUGCAGAACCGGGGCGGGGAUCCGGACCGGGCUCUGGUCCUGGCGUUUAAGACGAUUUCUAGCAUGGCUGAUAGGCUGAGCCUGGUAACAACCAUUAAGGAUCGGGCAAGUGAAAUAUAUAAACGGUUGGAAGAUCAGAAGUGUACAAGGGGUAGAAACUUGGAGGCCCUAGUGGCUGCCUGCAUUUAUAUUGCUUGUAGGCAGGAAGGCAAGCCACGCACUGUAAAAGAAAUAUGCUCAAUUGUUGCUGGAGCUACAAAGAAAGAAAUUGGCCGGGCAAAAGAAUUUAUCGUGAAACAGUUGAAGGUUGAGAUGGGUGAAUCAAUGGAGAUGGGCACUAUUCAUGCAGGGGAUUAUCUGAGGCGUUUCUGUUCUAAUCUUGGCAUGAGCAAUGAGGAGGUUAAAGCUGUACAAGAAACUGUGCAGAAGGCAGGGAACUUUGACAUUAGGAGAAGCCCAAUAUCUAUUGCUGCAGCUAUCAUUUUCAUGAUAACUCAGCUAUCUGAAUCCAAGAAACCCCUAAGAGAUAUCUCAAUUGCUACUACUGUGGCAGAAGGUACGAUCAAGAAUGCUUACAAGGAUCUUUACCCCCACGCUGCCAAGAUCAUACCCGAAUGGUAUUCAAAGGAAAGGGACCUCAAGAAUCUAUCCAGCCCUAAAUCGUAAAUGACAGACAGCUUGAUGUGGAGAAAUCGCCGCCGCUGCUUUGAUCUGAGAAAAGAAUAGAAAAAACAAAAGACGUAAGAGGGGAAACAGGUUAUACGGAUUUUUCUUUUCCUGCUUGUGACAGUCGCAAACUUCCCAUUUUUGAGGUUGCAUGGCUGUGUUGAAUGUUUUUUUUCAUAUGUUGGUAGUUGAUGCAGUGUGAGCUUCAAUAUCA